Messenger RNA from Gaeumannomyces tritici R3-111a-1, 315 nucleotides. RefSeq lists its product as hypothetical. Bases 1 to 315 code for a protein of 104 amino acids. The record is from RefSeq and is a predicted model, not a curated record. The transcript has a single exon. Lineage: Eukaryota; Fungi; Ascomycota; Sordariomycetes; Magnaporthales; Magnaporthaceae.
AUGGAGGAAAUCCACGUGUUCUGGCAGGGACCGGAGAGGCCGGCACCGCGUGAUCUCUCGGCACUCCUGUCGGUACGGCGCCGUGUUUUCGAGGCGGCGCUGGUGUGGCUGAAAAGGAAUAACCGGCUGUAUGCGAAGAUCCACAUUGAUACGGCAAAGAUGGACAGCUGGGAAAUGUCGCCGCACGGGGUACCCUGGCAGGUAUAUACGCGCUUGGAGCGGAACGAGCCGCCGGCGUCGAGCUGCCGUGGGAGUGGGACGAUUGGUGACCAUGUUACAAAAAAUUCUGGAAAAACCCCUCGGCGACAAAACUAG